Molecule: messenger RNA, 4515 nt
Organism: Peromyscus californicus insignis
Lineage: Eukaryota; Metazoa; Chordata; Mammalia; Rodentia; Cricetidae
Product: C-type lectin domain family 2 member H-like
Exons: 6
Coding region: 469-1401 (310 amino acids)
Cellular component (GO): external side of plasma membrane
Source: RefSeq, a predicted model, not a curated record
UGGUAUGUGGAGUGAGUAGAAAAUUUCUUAAUAAAGAAAAAAAAUUGAAAUGAAAAAAAAAAGAUGGCUCUGAACUUAGAGGUUUUCAAACCCUCUGUGGUCACUGAUUGCUAGGCAGUCCGCGAUGUAGAAGGUUCUGUGGAAGCUGCUGUUACUUUCCAGAAACUUCCGUUCUCACAAGGCUUGACAACGGCUGGCAAUUACAUUUCCCCCUUUUGCAGUUCUUUUGCGUUUAGGUUGAUUUCCGCAGGACAGUGAAACACCCUCUCCCAUCCCACCUUGGCAGAAGAGAAAAGUGUGUGUGAAGUUGCUGUAAUUAAAAAACAUUUUGCACUAUCAAAAUGUAAAACAUUUCUUAGCUCCGUUUAUUUCCUUUCCGGUACACCACAUUUCCUGUCACAAAUUUCUAACUCUCUUUCUCCCAGAAGCAGAUUUUAUUUGCUGAAAGGAUGGAUAUAUUAAAGAUUGAUGGAUCAGGCAACAACAAAUCACUGGCAAGCUGGGCGGAGCCUCCAAGUCAGCUGGUUUGAAAACACGCUUACUACAAACCUUCGGUUUGCAAACCUCUUCGUUCAUUCAAGGUUUGCUUCACCAGGAAGAUACAAUUGCGGCAAAGCCUUCAUGAGAAUGUUAACUGCAGACUCCACCUUGCCAGGUGGCGAGGGAGAAAACCUGCACACCUGUAGUGGCCCACCUCCAUGUCUACCCAGGACCCUUAAACAGACUGAAGAAGCCACCCUGCUUAUGGGAGAGCCAGAAGUGUCGGUGUCUAUUGCUGCCCCUGACUUUGAGUCCUGUCUAGGCCCUCCAGGUGCCAGCAAGUCACAUACUCCUCUGGGUAAAAAGCUCCAAGGAAAAUUUCACAGAAUCGUCAACUCUGUGUCUCCUGAUAAGUGUCUCUGCUGGUCUGCAGUGAUCAUCAUCAUCAUCAUCAUCAUCAUCAUCAUCAUCAUCAUCAUUGUUGUGGUGCCUGUAGCUCUAGUUGCACAGUCCGAUGCUUUGUCAUUGUCAGGAGGAGAGAAUGAAAAUAACCAUACUGCUUGCCCAAGUGACUGGAUUGGAAAUGGGAGUAAAUGUUUCUAUUUUUCUGAAGACCUAAGAAACUGGCUAUCCAGCCAGAAAUUCUGUAUGGAACAAAAUGCCCAUCUAGCUCGAUUUGACAGCAUGGAGGAGCUGGAUUUCUUAAAGAGACACAGGAAUGAUUCUGCCCACUGGAUUGGCCUGCACAGGAAGUCAUCAAAGCAUUCUUGGAGGUGGACAGACAACACUGAAUAUAACAACUUGGUUUCCAUUCGAGGAGAAGGAGAAUAUGCCUACCUGAUUGAUAAGAAAAUCAGCAGUGGCAGGGACCAAACAACUAGGAAGUGGAUUUGCAGCAUGCCCAAGAACUAUACUUUGUAGUGCCCAGAAGUUUCAUAGCUUGUGUCAAAGCAAUCAUGAGAGACCUGUAACAUGUUAUCUACUGUCCGUGACUCAUUUCUUUAUCUUCUAAAAUUAUCAAAAUCAAUUCAUAAUCUGUGGUGAUAUCCAAGAUGAAACUAUCAUAGACAACUAUACUUAUGGGUGUUUGGGAGUCUAGGAGAGAUUCUAAAUUAAAUUCAGUGCUUUGGUAUGAGUUGGUACUCAUAUCUUAAACGUGAAUAGCAAUCCUGUCAGCAUUAGUGACCUCCACUUUUAUGACCAGAUAUGAUUUUUUCCAUUAGUUCUUCCUUUGAAUGACUGAGACCUUAAAAAAAUGAAGGGAGGACAGGAUUGAGCCAAGAUGGCUGCAGCACACAUGGCUGCUGUAGAGGGCUGGAGGGGGAGGCUUCCUCCUGCACCCUUCCCCCACAGCUCUGGGUAUCCUGUACCAGGCCAUAUCACUGGUCUGCAUCCACCAAGGAGGAGCCUCACACACCAAUGCCUCAGCCUCUGCAACCCAAGCCAAAGCCCGAGUGGUGUCCUGCUGUUAGAAAAUCAUGGAAGAGUGUCAGAGAGAAUGGUUGUAUCUCUGGUAAAUGUGCCCUGGCAUGUAUGGAGUAUCUGUUGUCAGAACCUUUUAAAAAAUGUUUGAAGAUUGAUUCAAGAUGUUGGUUUGUAGGGUGAGUUCUUGGUCCCAGUGGAAACACCACUGCUGUGGAGCUGCCCUCAGGCCACAGGUACAAUGAUCAUACCUACUGAGUCAGCAGGACGGCCUUCACCAAAGACAGAGAGAAGUGCAGAGGCCUGGAGCUGUAGUGGAUCCUGCCUCAGAUACCCUGACCAGCCGAAAGAUCACCCUGUCUCUGGGCAACCACAGGAUAUCCCAGACCAGACUCAGUGAUAGUCUACAAUCACCCUGGCUCUGAGCAACAUCAGGAUGUCUGUGAUGGAGAAUAGUUCAUUUUCUGGGUUGAGCCUCCUCAGGAAACCUGGCACUGGCAUGGUGGUAAGCAGCAGCCUGGAUCUCUUGCUACCUCUGCCCACAUUGCACUACCCAGCUCCACGACCACCCUGACUCUCAGCAACGGUGGGAUGUCCAAGAUGGAGAAUGGUUCAUUUUCUGGAUUGGGCCUUCUCAAAAAAUCUCCAUGAUGUGUGCUACCACCAGACUCCAUGGUGCUUUACGUGGUCCGUGCUACAGCUGGGGCUCUUCUGGUGUCAUGGUUCUGUCUGCUGCUGCAGGCUGUGUUGAUACCCAUGGAGCAUGUUAUUACUGGAGACCAAUCGGGCAUCCCUGGUCUGUGCUCUCGCCUGGGGCUGUGUUGAUGUUGGUAUCUGUGCUGUCCCCCAAGGCCAUGCUCCUGUCCACAGUCUGAGAUGCUUCUGGAGGCCAUGUAGAUUAGCAUAGUUCCUGUUACCUGUAAGGGCCCUGUUGGCCUCUGUGGUUUGUGCUGCCACUGGUGGCCAUAUUGAUAUUCAUGGUUUGGUUCAUGUUCUGUGCUGCCAAAGUUGAUAUCAAGUCAUGUUGACAUCCCUUGUUCAUGAUGCUAUUGGGGGUCAUGCUGAUAUCAGUGAUUUGUGCUACUGCCUGAGGCCUUUAUUAUGUCCAUAGUCUAUGUUACCUUGAAGCUCAUGUUGCUGCCCCUGGUCCUAGCUACCACCAGAGACCUUGUUUGAUGUCUGUGGUCUAUGUUGCCACCAGAGGCCAUAUUGGUGUCACUGAUCCAUGAUUCAGUCUUAGACCAUGUUGAUAUUCUUCAUCCAUACUACCUCCAGAAGACUAGCGGAUGUCUAUGACCCUGACUGCUGUCUGAGGCCGUGUUGAUGUUCAUUGACCAUGCUGCUGCUGAAAGCCAUAUUGAUGUCUGUGAUCCGUGUUACAUCUAGAGGCCAUGUGGAUGUCUAUGAUCUAUGCUGCAAACUGAGGCUAUAUCAAUGUCUGUGGUCCAUCCUGACACUGGGGCCCAUGUAGGUGUCUAUAGUUUUUGUUGCUGCCAGAGGCCAUGUUUAUAUGUUUGGCCUGUGUUGCAGCCUGAGGCCACAUUGAUUUUAGGUGCCUGUGAAUCCAGCUCCCAAGACACUACCCAGGGUAACUCAGGGAAGACUUCUCAAGAGCAAGGAUAGAUAGAUUUCUAUAAUAACUUCACACAUGAUCCGUUUGGAUCAUGUUCUUUGUUCUUCUUCAGUCUAAUUCUUUACAACUCUAGUUCUCCUCUGUUAUAUAUGGCUAUAUACAUAUUUUUCAGGAGGAUUUUUUCAGUAAUAAAAAGAGUUCCAAAGCUACCUCUGAAGGUCAUAGCACAUUUCUUGAGUGAACAGUAAGGGCCAGAUCCACUUACCAUGGCAACACAAUGUUUCAAGAUUUCUUGUGUAUCAACUGUGACCUGAGGCCAGGGCACGGUGCCUGGUGAGACAGGCUGCUGAGAGAUCUGCACAGGGAGUCAGGUCUUUAUCGUCAGACUUGGCAAGUGAAGAAUUGACAUAGUAUUUCAGGUUGCUUUGUUUUUAUAAUCUUGGUUAGACAUCUGCAUCUCUGGUCUUGUGCAUAUCUGUAAAGUUUUAUGCUUAUGAUCCAUUUACAGAAAUAUUCAGUCUAGUUUGAAACUGCUCUGAGGUUUAAAAUCAGCAAAAUGUAUAUAGCUUGUUGUAGACUGGGGAAAUAUUCUUAUGUUAGUCUGAGUUAAAGGAACAAAGUAGGCUUUUACGUCUCUUACAGUCCUCGUGGGACAAUAGAUCUAGUUAUGAAGCAUAUCCUAGCAUAUUCUAUUCAUCAAAAUUAUACAUCUUAAGUAGAAAUCAUCUUUCUGACCAUCUACAGCUGUAUGUGUGCCCAGCAGAUGGAAUAUAUUCACGAGAUAAACACACAAGCUUGGGGAGAACACCCCUAGCACUUUUUAGGGAAGAGAUAUAGUGACACAUGAGAAAAAUUACAAGACAGAAGCAACCAGUCAUUUACAGUCAGUGAUGCCAUGGCCUUUCUAAGUAGGACUUCCCAUUAGGGAGUUAUUCAUCCAGUGGUUUGACCUGCUGAACACUAGUUGUCACCUACUGUAUACUCCCACAGCCUCCAACACCUCCCCCUUUUUCUUUUAAUAAAAAAAGCAUGUUAAUCUA